Molecule: messenger RNA, 2168 nt
Organism: Cyprinus carpio (common carp)
Lineage: Eukaryota; Metazoa; Chordata; Actinopteri; Cypriniformes; Cyprinidae
Exons: 2
Coding region: 139-1311 (390 amino acids)
Source: RefSeq, a predicted model, not a curated record
CUGAGCGGACCCGUGUCGGAUGCUCGGACGCGGACGCGCCUUUACUGCAACGGUUGAACACAGCACACCAAGAGCCGACAUCAGUCGAGAAUUUCUUUGCUGGGACACGGUUGCGCUGAACCCUCUUUUGAAACAAAAAUGAAUAGAAAGACUGAGCCUGUCUCCUUAUCAACCUUAAGGCGAAGGACGCGUGUAGACGUUCAAAAAAGACUUCAUCAAAUUAGGACAGACAUGACUGACAUGACUGAUAUGGACAUGACAGGAAUAGGAGCAGAAGACAGAGUUCUUUCUGAGAACACUGCCCCACCCUCUUCAGCUGCACAUGCAAUGUCAGAGGUGCAAGUUUAUACUGAAGAGGACAUGGAAUUGGAGGUAGAUUUUGAUGAUGUGUAUUGUGAUGGGGGUGGGACAUCAGGUUCGGAUUCUGAAAAUGAUGAUGACCUAACAUCACUUUCCGAUAACAUUGCCAACUGGGCAGUGAGUUUUGGGAUUUCCCUCGUUGGCCUGACUACACUGUUGAGUAUACUCCAUAUAACCCACCCCAAUCUGCCAAAGGAUGGUAGGACCCUUCUCAAGACAAAAACUCAUUAUGCUAUUGAGGAGAAGGCUGGGGGGAACUACCAUCACUUUGGCAUCCUUUGCUCCUUGAAGGUCACUAUAAGCAAAUAUGCCAAAACACUGGCAGAGGGCAUGACAUUGGGGCUGCAGAUUAAUAUAGAUGGUCUACCUUUAUUUAAAAGUUCCUCUGUACAGCUGUGGCCCAUCCUUGGCUUACUGGUUACCAUCCCCAUGAAGGAACCUGUUGUCAUUGGGGCCUACUGUGGACCGAAAAAACCUAGUUCGGCCACAGAGUUCCUAUCUGAUUUUGUCAAUGAACUACAGGAGCUAGAGGCUGGGUUUUGCUUUGGGGAUAAGAACCUUAAAAUUAAGCUUCACACAGUAAUCUGUGAUGCCCCUGCACGGGCCUUUGUGAAAAAGACAAAGGCCCAUAAUGCUUUUCAUGGGUGUGAUAAGUGCCUACACCCAGGGCAAUACCAGAACCGGUGUAUGACGUUCCCUGGGUCAGAGCACCCCCAGAGAACUGACAUCUCAUUUAACCUGAUGGUUGAUGAACUACACCACCACAAGGGGCAACAUCCAUUUAAAAAUGUGAAGGUUGGCAUGGUAUCGCAGUUUCCCUUGGAUUAUAUGCAUCUAGUGUGUUUGGGCAGCGUAAGGAAACUGCUCCAAACCUGGCUUCGGGGUACGUUAACAGUAAGACUGCCGGCAUUAAUAGUAGACAUAGGAUGUCAGGCAAACUCCAGUCAAUGAGGCCCUACGUGCCAAUUGAGUUUGCCACGGUCGCUUAGGGAGUUGGACCGUUGGAAGGCGACUGAAUUCCGUCAGUUCUUACUGUACACUGGCCCAGUGGUGCUGGCAGGAUUCCUGGACCGGAACAUGUACCACAAUUUCAUGCUCCUGUCAACUGCUAUAUCUAUUUUGGUAAGCCCUGAACAUCUCAACCUUGCUGAUUAUGCUGGACAAAUGCUAAAAUCUUUUGUAAACCAUUUUGGUGAGCUGUAUGGGACAGACCAGAUUGUGUACAAUGUCCACUGUCUGGUCCACCUGGCAGACGAGGUGAAGAGGCAUGGCUGUCUAGACUCUUUUUCAGCAUUCCCAUAUGAGAACCACCUUGGGAAAAUAAAAAAACUCAUUAGAAAACCUGGGUUCCCUUUAGCUCAACUCAUUCAGCGCCUUUCGGAGGUUACAGCUACCAAAUUGGAUGCUGAUGCAGACAUUAUACUGAAAAGGGAGCAUUUUGUGGGCCCAAUUGUUGUUGACAUGGGAGUUAAUGCGCAAUAUGGGGAAAUGCGAGGUUAAAGGUGGACCAUCAAAUUAACAACAGGGGACAACAUGUUUCUGGUGGGGGAUAAAGUCUGCCUUAUCAAAAACAUUAUCAAAAAUGAUAAUGGUGUGUAUGCUAUUUACACUGAAUUUUCCCGGCGGUUUCCAUUCUAUACCUAUCCCUUCAACUGUGACAGAAUGAACAUAUUUGUUGUAAAUGAUGCAUCUGACGAGCUGAAGUCGGUUUAGGUGUCAGCGCUGCGACAGAAAUGUGUAGCCUUGCCAUACAGGGAUGGUUUCGUGGCCAUACCCCUCCUCCACUAAAUGGAAAAAAACAAAGAAAA